Molecule: messenger RNA, 2542 nt
Organism: Dipodomys ordii (Ord's kangaroo rat)
Lineage: Eukaryota; Metazoa; Chordata; Mammalia; Rodentia; Heteromyidae
Gene: Klhl36
Product: kelch-like family member 36
Exons: 4
Coding region: 17-1864 (615 amino acids)
Molecular function (GO): cullin family protein binding
Source: RefSeq, a predicted model, not a curated record
GUUGUGACCACUUACAAUGGAGGGAAGCAGACCGACGCGAGUGUCCAGGCCCUACAAGAUCAGCGAGUCCUCAAAGGUGUACCACUGGGCCGACCACUCGAGCACCGUGCUACAGCGGCUGAAUGAGCAGCGGCUUCGAGGCCUCUUCUGUGACAUCGUCCUGGUGGCUGAUGAGCAGCGGGUGCCAGCCCAUCGCAACCUGCUGGCGGUGUGCAGCGAUUACUUCAACUCCAUGUUCACGCUGGGCAUGCGGGAGGCCUUCCAGAAGGAGGUGGAGCUGAUCGGUGCCUCCUCCAUCGGGCUCAAGGCUGUGGUGGACUUCCUGUAUGGGGGGGAACUGGCCCUGGAUGGCGGUAACAUCGACUACGUCCUGGAGACAGCACACCUGCUGCAGAUCUGGACGGUGGUGGACUUCUGCUGCGAGUACCUGGAGCAGGAGGUGAGCGAGGACAACUACCUGUACCUGCAGGAGCUGGCCUCCAUCUAUAGCCUCAAGCGGCUGGACACCUUCAUCGACGGCUUCGUCCUGAGCCACUUCGGCACGCUCUCCUUCACGCCCGACUUCCUGCAGAACAUCUCCAUGCAGAAGCUGUGCGUGUACCUGAGCAGCAGCCAGGUGCAGCGCGAGUGUGAGCACGACCUGCUGCAGGCCGCCCUGCAGUGGCUGACGCAGCAGCCGGAGCGCGAGGCGCACGCCCACCGGGUGCUGGAGAACAUCCACUUCCCGCUCAUCCCCAAGAACGACCUGCUGCACCGCGUCAAGCCCGCUGUGUGCUCGCUGCUGCCUCGGGAGGCCCACUGUGAAGGCUUCAUCGAGGAGGCCGUGAACUACCACAACAACCUGGCCGCGCAGCCCGUCCUGCAGACCAAGCGCACUGCGCUGCGCACCAACCAGGAGUGCCUGCUGUUCGUGGGCGGCGAGGUCUCCGAGCGGUGUCUGGAGCUCAGUGAUGACACCUGCUACCUGGACUCCAAGAGCCAGCAGUGGGUCAAGGAGACGCCGCUGCCCGCCCGGCGGAGUCACCACUGCGUCGCGGUGCUGGGCGGCUUCAUCUUCAUCGCAGGCGGCAGCUUCUCGAGGGACAACGGAGGGGAUGCGGCCUCCAAUCUUCUUUAUAGGUAUGACCCCCGCUGUAAACAGUGGAUCAAGGUGGCCUCCAUGAACCAGCGUCGUGUGGACUUCUACCUGGCCUCCAUCGAAAACAUGCUGGUGGCCAUUGGUGGCCGAAAUGAGAAUGGCGCGCUGUCGUCUGUCGAAGCCUACAGUCCCAAGACCGACUCCUGGUCCUACGUGGCCGGCUUGCCAAGGUUCACCUACGGCCACGCAGGCACCAUCUACAAAGACUUCGUGUACAUUUCGGGGGGCCACGACUACCAGAUCGGUCCGUACCGCAAGAACCUGCUGUGCUACGACCACCGCACCAACGUGUGGGAGGAGCGGCGGCCCAUGAUCACCGCCCGCGGCUGGCACAGCAUGUGCAGCCUGGGUGAGAGCAUCUACGCCGUGGGCGGCAGCGACGACCACGUGGAGUCGAUGGAGCGCUUUGACGUGCUGGCCGUGGAGGCCUACAGCCCGCAGUGCAAUCAGUGGACACGCGUGGCGCCUCUGCUACAGGCCAAUAGUGAGUCGGGUGUGGCGGUGUGGGAGGGCCGCAUCUACAUCCUGGGCGGCUACAGCUGGGAGAACACGGCCUUCUCCAGGGCUGUGCAGGUGUACGACCGCGAGGCCGACCGCUGGACCAGGGGCCCCGACCUGCCCAAGGCCAUCGCCGGCGUCUCCGCCUGUGUCUGUGCCCUCAAGCCGCGGCUGGAGGACAAGAAGAAGAAGGGCAAGGGCAAGCGUCACCAGGACCGGGGCCAAUGACCCGGCGCACACCAGCGCCGCCUGCACUGGCGUGACUCCGUAGCAACUUUUUGUACUUCUACGACGCUUCAUAUUUCUACCAUACCACAGUAACCAACUAGAUAUUCCACGUAACUGGUAUUAUCUUGCUUAGGCAAUUAAACCUAGGCCCAGGUGAUGUCUGUCAGGCCCUCCUCCUGGAAUCCCCUUAACCGUCACCCUGAGAGUGAGCUCAUGGGAUGUGCAGGAAUUUUUGUAGUGAAACUUGGGGUCUCAAAUGGAUGUUUCAGAUCACCUAGCCUGAGCUUUCCCAAACCUGCUGAGCUUUUUUUUUUUUUUCUCUUCAUUUUUGGCUGAGUUUUAUGAAAAAACAAAAACAAAAAAACAGGUUCCAGGGCCCUUCCUGAGGCUGAGCAAGUGCAGCUCUGAGGAGAGACCCAGACACAUUCACAGCCACAGUGAGGCCCAGCUGUCUGUUUCAUGAGUGAAGACUCAGAUGGUCCGCCAGGGUGAGGGAGCGGCCCAGAGCGGCCCAGGGUCCUGCAGCUUCCUGGACAGUCACGCAAGACACCCAGACCUCUUACCGCCCCUUGCUGGCAUUUCUUACCCGAUGAUUUAGGUCCAGAUAAUCCCAUUUCUCCUGGCAGGUAAUUUUCCUGAAUUCAGAGGGAAGGAAGGAAAGAGUUCUGAGGGAAAGAA